Podarcis raffonei (Aeolian wall lizard) is the source of this 2173-nucleotide messenger RNA. RefSeq names its product DM1 locus, WD repeat containing (gene DMWD). The coding region runs from base 9 to 1952 and encodes 647 amino acids. The transcript is spliced from 4 exons. Lineage: Eukaryota; Metazoa; Chordata; Lepidosauria; Squamata; Lacertidae. The record is from RefSeq and is a predicted model, not a curated record. Gene Ontology annotation, molecular function: protein binding.
GCGGGAAGAUGGCGGCGGCGCUGGCUCCCCCGGCCCCAGCCGCGGCGGCGGCGCCGGUCCCCGACGGAGGCCCGUCCCCGCCGCAGCCGCCGCACGAGAUCAAGAGCCAGUUCCGCACCCGAGAGGGCUCCUACCGGCUGCUGGGGGCCCCCGAGCCCCGCGCCAGGCCCGCCCCGCCCGCCGCCCCCGCCUCGGCCAACGCCGCCCCGCCGCAGCCGCCCCCGCCGCCCUCCGGGGUCCCCGUCGGAGCCCCCGCGCCGCCCGCCCCCUCGCUGCCCCCCGUGCGCCUCUCGCUGGUGCGCCUCAGCCCGGCCUCGGGGGGCGCAGGGGGAGGCGGCGGCGGCGACCCGGGCGGGGAGGGGGACCCGGGGGGCCUGGCCGCCGAGCGCAGCCGCGUCUGCUUCAACCUGGGCCGAGAGCUGUACUUCUACUCGGGCUCCGGGGGCGCGCCGGGGCGGGGACGCAGGUCUAUCGACCUGAAGAAGCCCAUUGAUAAGCGGAUCUAUAAGGGGACGCAGCCCACUUGCCACGACUUCAACCAGUUCACAGCUGCUUCCGAAAGCAUAUCGCUGCUGGUUGGCUUCUCGGCUGGGCAAGUGCAGUACUUGGAUCUCAUCAAGAAGGACACUAGUAAGCUAUUCAACGAGGAGAGGCUGAUUGACAAGACAAAGGUCACCUUUGUGAAGUGGAUCCCCGAGACGGAGAGCCUCUUCCUGGCUUCCCACGCCAGCGGCCACCUGUACCUGUACAACGUGGAGCACCCCUGCGGCUCCGCCUCGCCCCAGUACACCCUCCUCAAGCAGGGCGAGGGCUUCACGGUCUACGCCUGCAAGAGCAAGAGCGCCCGCAACCCGCUGCUGAAGUGGGCGGUGGGCGAAGGAGCGCUGAACGAGUUUGCCUUCUCGCCCGACGGCCGCUACCUGGCCUGCGUCAGCCAAGACGGCUGCCUCCGCGUCUUCCACUUCGAUUCCAUGCUCCUGCAGGGGAUGAUGAAGAGCUAUUUUGGGGGGCUCCUGUGCGUCUGCUGGAGCCCCGACGGCCGCUACAUCGUGACGGGCGGCGAGGAUGACCUGGUGACGGUCUGGUCCUUCGCCGAGGGCCGGGUCAUCGCCAGGGGCCAUGGCCACAAGUCGUGGGUCAACGCGGUGGCCUUUGACCCCUUCACCACCAGCACGGAGGACGACGAGAGCGGCGAGUUCAGCGGCAGCGAUGAGGACAUUCAGGACUCUGCCAAUUUCUGCAGGGUGCGGACCAGCAGCACGCUGUCCCACCUCUCUAAGCACAGCACCAAAAGCACCCCGACGGUGACCUACCGGUUUGGGUCUGCCGGACAGGACACCCAGUUCUGCCUUUGGGACCUGACGGAGGACGUCCUGUACCCCCACCACCCACUCUCCCGGGCCCGAACGCUCACCAACACCUUCAGCGCCGGCAUCCCCCCCUCGGGGAGCGGCGGGAGCAACCUGGCGGCUGAGGCCGGCGGGGGGGCCCUUCCCCGCUCGCUGUCCCGCUCCAACAGCCUGCCACACCCAGCCGUCACCAGCGCCGCCAAGAGCCACGUGGCGGACGGCACAGUGCCCUUCAGCAUCGGGAAGUUCGCCACGCUCACCCUGCAGGAGCGGAAGGACAAGAACGCCGAAAAGGAGCACAAGCGCUACCACAGCCUGGGCAACAUCAGCAAGAGCAACGACAAGCUCAACGUGGUGCCCCGGAGCAAGCUGGACACGGCCAAGGUCCUGGGCACGGCGCUGUGCCCCCGCAUCAACGAAGUGCCCCUCCUGGAGCCCCUCGUCUGCAAGAAGAUUGCCCACGAGCGGCUGACGGUGCUGCUCUUCCUGGAGGACUGCAUCAUCACCGCCUGCCAGGAGGGCCUCAUCUGCACGUGGGCCAGGCCGGGGAAGGCGACCCUGAACUCCCAGAACGGCGGCUCUCCCAGCGGCACGGUGGUAUAACCGGGCGGCGCCCCCCCUCCUUCGGCUGACCUCCUCCUCACAGGUGUCUGUGACUCUUUGCCCUGCCAAGGCCCCUUGGCCAAGAUGGCGAAGCUCUCCGCCUCUCCAGCAGCUUCUGAGUAUGUACAGGUUAUCCCCUUCCUCCUUCGCCUGUGACACUUAACUGUAUGGAAAAAGAGAGAGAGAGAGACUAACAGAGUUAAUAUAUUGAGACCUAUGUA